Messenger RNA from Paramecium primaurelia, 1515 nucleotides. Lineage: Eukaryota; Ciliophora; Oligohymenophorea; Peniculida; Parameciidae. The record is from the annotation of a GenBank genome assembly.
AUGUAAAACAUAUUGCUAGACUUUAAAUAAGAUGAUAAGAAUAUCAAGAAAAUAAUAGAUAAAGAGAUAAAUAUUAAGACUUAAGGAGUUUUAAAUAUUGAUAAAUAUAAUUCAUAAUUUCAAGUUUUGGCUCAAGAUUGUUUGUAAUAGUGUGAAAAAACUACUCAUUUAAAAGGAGCCAAAGAGAUAGUUGAAUGUAUAAUUUAUUAUAUCAUUUGAGUUAAGGCAUAAAAUAUUAGUCAUGAAAAAGUAAUUGAAGCAGUGAGAUCUGCAAAUUUUGUGGAAAUUCAAAAUGUUAAUCAAAGAUUCAAAAGACUUUUUAAAGAAAUAUUGGAACAUCUCUCAGAUUAACUAAUUAAUGUAUUUAAAUAAGAAUAUUUGAUAUUGUGGUUAGAAUGUAAGAAUACUAAAACCAUCUUAUAAGAUAAGGAAUUAAAAUUAAAGAGUUCUGAGAUAACUAUGUAAAUUUAGGAAUAAGAACUAAUUCUACUAAGAACUCAUAAUUCAUCAUAAACUACAUUUUUAGAACAUAAUAAAAAGCUAGAAGAAACCAUAAAUAAUUUAGAAAAGGAUAAUAAUAAAUUAAAGGAAAAUCUACAAAAUUAGCUUAAUAUUUAUAACAAUCUGAAAAUAAAUUUUGAGGAACUUAAUAAAAAGUAUAAUAAAUUGUAAUAAUAAUUUGAAGAAGUUAAGUAAAAUUAUGAAAAAGAAAUAAACUAAUUAAAAUAAUAAGAGUUAAAUUUGAUUUAAGUAAAUAAAGAUUUAAUUGAAUUAACAAACUAAUUGUCAAGCUAAUUGGAUAGAUACAAAGAUUUAUAUGAAAUGUAAAAUUAAAAAAAUCUUGAACUUAAUGAUCAAAUUAAAUAUUGGAAAUCAACUCAUUUUUAAAGACUUGUUGAUUUACAAUAAUCUGAAUAAAGGAUAGGAUCAUAAAAAGGAUAUCUAUUCAAAUAUAGAAGAGAAGUUCAAGACUUAAAAAGAUUUAAACUUUAAAAUGAAGAGGCUUAAAAAGAAUUAUCAAAUGUAAGACAAACAGUUUAGAUAUUAAAUUAAUAAACUGAAUAAUUGAAAAUAAAUUAUGAGAGUGCAAAGAUCUAGAAUUUGAAGAUCUAGAUUGAAAAAACAGAGAAUGUUAAUUAAAUAUUAAUAAAAAAUGCUUUAUCAACUAAAAAAACUAAUAAUGAUUCAAAAUCAUUUAUUGAUUCUCCAAAAAGAGGAAAAUUUGAUUUUAGUUAAAUUAAAAAGCCUACCUAAUAAUAGUCUCCAAAAGAAGAAUUAACUUAAUUAAUAUUAGGUAAUUCAAAGUUUCCAAUAAAUAAAAAAAAUAGAAGUGCUAGUGCAAAAAAGAAUCUAUAAUUAGAAAGUGAUACUUCUAAAAAUAAUAUAGCUUUAUAUGAAUUGGAUUAAAUGACUCCUUUUCUUGAUAAUAAUUUAUAAUAAUUUAAUAUUAGUUAAGCUCAAAGAUUUCCAUCAAAUUUGAAGAAAAGAAUAAGAAGAAUAAAUACUGAAGGAUGA